This is a messenger RNA of Theobroma cacao (cacao), 1032 nucleotides long. NCBI's taxonomy places the organism in Eukaryota, Viridiplantae, Streptophyta, Magnoliopsida, Malvales, Malvaceae. The record is from RefSeq and is a predicted model, not a curated record.
AUGGCAAUUGAAUUGAAAACACUUAAUGGAACAUGGAGUAUUGUACCAUUGCUUGCUAAUUCUCACACUGUUAGCUAUAAAUGGGUCUAUAAGACUAAGCUGAAUGCAAAAGGAGAAAUAGAGAGGUAUAAAGCCAAGUUGGUUGCCAAAGACUAUAGUCAAUUAGAUGUAGAUAAUGCAUUCUUACAUGGGGAGUUAAAUGAAGAAGCUUAUAUGGAAUUGCUUGAAGGUUACACAAUCAAGGGGAGGUAUUCAAAGGAUUCAAAAAUGGUAGGCAAACUACACAAAUCUCUUUAUGGUCUUAAACAAGUCUCAAGGCAGUGGAAUGCUAAGCUAACAUCAUCCAUUCUUCAGUAUGGUUUUAAGCAAUCAAUAUCAAAUUACUCAUCGUUCACUAUGAAUACAUCAAAUGGUGAGUUUGUAGCUUUGUUAAUAUAUAUUGAUGAUAUUUUGAUUGCCAGCAACUCUACACAAGCUGUAGCAGCUAUAAAGAGUCACCUCAAUUCACAGUUCAAGCUCAAGGACCUAGGUACUAUUAAAUAUUUCCUGGGACUUGAAAUAGCUCGAUCACCACAAGGCAUUUUAAUAUGCCAGAGAAAAUAUACUUUGAACCUACUGGAAGAGUAUGGUUUACUUGGAGCCAAGCUUAUAUCAACAUCUAUUAAUUAUAAUGUUAAGCUGAGAAGGAAAAGUAAAGAAGAAGAAGUAACAAAUCUUACAAGGUACAAACAACUUGUUGGGAAGCUACUCUACUUGACAUUCACAAGACUUUAUAUUUCUUAUGCAGUGCAGAGUUUAGCUCAAUUCAUGGACAAACCAACUAGUGAGUAUCACAUGGCAGCUUACAGGAUGCUGAAGUAUUUGAAAAGAGCACCAAGACAAGGAAUUUUGAUGAAAAGAAACUGUAAUUUAAGGAUUUCAACAUAUUGUGACAAUGACUGGGCAGGAUGUCUUGACACCAGAAGAUUUGUCGCUAGCUCCUGUGUGUUCAUUGGAGAAUCAUUAGUGAGUUGGAAGUCUGAGAAGCAAUAA